CCACCGUUGUGCUGGAGAGUGUGUGCGAGAGUGCAAAGUGACACGAAUCACCGAGUCCGUGGCGAGAGAGCGAGAGAGAGAUCGAGAGAGUCCCAGGGGAAGCAGCGGACACUAUCAGUGUUUUGAUCUAGUUCAAGCUAAUCAGUGCUACGGGGCGCCCAAAGGCUAGCUGAUCGGUUUUAGAAGCACAUUUUGCACCGAUGCUUUUGCCAUAAAGCGAAUCAAAGUCGGCUUUGAUACGAUCUCGAUUUCCACAACGUACGGGACGGCUAACAGAAUAUUUGUCAAUAAAGUUAGCAGCGGCGCCGCUAAAUAGGGCAUCAUCUGCUCGACGAGUGUUCAAAAUUGCCUCCACGCGUAGGGCCUUCCGGUGUAACGGCGAUGCUGAACGGAAUCGGCGAUGCAUCGGGAGUCCACGUGCAGGGUAGGGUGGUAGCACUGAUUAGGUUCAUGCGAUGUGCAAUGAUUACGUGGGAGUAGAGGUAGAGGUCAUCCUCAUGAAGCACAUCCGCCAAGGGGUUUGUCAUUGAGGUCGGAUUUCCAGUUCUUAUUCCGACGCACCAACGCAGCACUAUUCCUGGUCCAAUCACUCAGAGGAAGCCGGGAUUUUGGGUCAACAGCUCUGACGACCUAAAUUUGAUAAGCAAGGCGUUUUUCGAGCGAGAUCUCUAUGUGGCCGUGGAUGGCGAUUGGCAUGUGCAUUACACUUGUUUUAAAGAAUACUGGACUCAAAGAGACCAUACGUCUUCUAGUUUGUUUUACUAAUUGAAAUACAAUAAAGGAAACGGAACGGAAUAGCCCUAAGCAACCAUUGCAAUCAUAGUAGCAGUCACUGUACAAAAGAUGCACGAAGCUGUCAUCGAUUGCAAGACACAGAAGAUGGGGCAACAAGUGUGUCUUUAGCAUUUAUCCUGUUAACUUGCUGCUCCAGGGAUCGGUGCCACAACCCAACCAUCAGCACCCACCAACUGGCGUCAUUUACCGCGCCAUCCUUCCGCCAUCGCUCCCCGCUAGUCGAACAGUUUUGCUUUCAAUGUCAAUGACGUUGCUGCGAUGGGUAAAAGCUGGCUACUGUUUUGCUCCCCCCGCCAAGCAGAAGAAGCUCCAACAGCAGACAUAUGGACAGCUGAUGAAGCCGAGUCUAUGACGAGUUUGCGAUUGUCGUGAGAGUGAAGACCAGUAUACGGCACGGCCGUUUGAUCGGUGUGUUGGUAUGUAUCUGAUCCUUGCUCUGCCAUAAGCGCCUGCCAGAACUGUGGCAGGACACUUUGGUUAUUCGCUACCAAGUGGCACCAGUGGCAGUUGUCCAUCCAUCCAGGAGCGAUACGAACGCAUCCGUCCAGCUGAUGGGGUCGUGGAAAAUUUAAAAAGUCUCCGGGAGAAGUUAACAAAAAAAUCAAAUUCGUUCAUUUCGCUUAGUGAGGUAGUGUGGUUGAGUGGCCUUGUGGUCGUGGAGUGUUAUCCGCUUUGUUAUCGCCCAAUGCUCGAUAAGCAAGUGUUCCGUGGUAAACGGCUGUGUGAAAAUUUUGUGGCAACAGAACCGGCGACCACCAUGCUGCCAACCGAACGGAUCACGGUGGCAACGGUGACCGUGGCACUCGUGGCACCGAUGGAAACCCUCGGUGACGCCGAUGGGCUACCUCCGAUGGCCACCGUCGGAAUGGUGUGUGUUUGUCUACCGGUUGGUUUCCAGGAAAAUCACAUAAAAGCUUUGCUUUGAUCAGUUUACUGUGUUCAUGAUGCUGUUUUACGUUUUUAAAAAAAGAUUUCCUUUUUACAGAAAUCGAGGGUUACUGUUCCCUGAAACAGCUACGGAUCUUAUGUCCUCAAGAAAAGCGCUCGAUUAGAAACAUAUGAAUCCUAUCUAGUAGCUCGAUAUGAUCGAAUCAAUCAAAUCAAUACCACAGGACGUUGCGAUGGUAUCAGCCGAAAGCAUAACAGUUGGCCAAAAUCUACCAAAAAGAAGGAAGCGUCAGCCUGUCGGCGGCAGUCCAGCAAGCAUAGCAACACCCGCAACGGGUAUUGAUCCCUGGAGCAGCCGGUUGAGGGACCGGGGGUCAGCAGCAGCGGUAUCAAAUCGAAUGAGAUCAAAUAUGGGUGGCUGCUGCCUGCAAUCAUGGAACUCGUCUGCCUCGCCGCCACUGGAAUGGGGCAAUGACGUUGAUAAUACAGAAAUACGCUUUUCUUCCAUGAGAAGAGAGAGUGAGAGAUAGAGAGCUGCGUAGCAAGAGGAAUACAUUCACGGACCGUGCGUGGUUUGCGUGCGGACGCGGAUCGGGCUUCCCUGCAUCUUCGUGGCCAACCUCUAUCUUUAUCCUUUCCGCUAUGGAACCUGCGCCUAGUGUGCAAACCCUCGCAUCAUUGCUCCAGACUUCUCUGCUUCUCAGGCGUCUGGUUGCCCUUUUGCUCUGUAGUCACUGAUGGACACUGAUGCCACCAUUUACUGAUUUGCCGUACUCGUCUAGCUUAAGGAGCGCGGCCCUAAUCUCUCGCUCCUCUCUCACUUGUUGAGCCAAGCCUCGCAUCAUCAUAACACAAUCACUGCCUUCUCCAGACAGUACCGAGUACGACUUUGGUCGUGUGCUUGGCUGGUUGCGAUUGGUAUUCCCUGUCCCGGGACGGGCGCAAGAUUGCGCGGACAUCUCGCUCUCUAGUCACUCUUCGCACGGCAGAUCGGUGACCAAUCGGUUCCAGUGAACAGUGUGUGCAGGAUCGUGUGAUCCUCGAGGCGGUAGUGUGUCGUCUACGGAUUCGUGUUCACGUGAGGAAGGAAAAGACCGCCCUUCAAGAUGGUGAAGAUACUGAUGCGUGCGGACACGCACGUGUCCUUUUCAGUGCCCGCCGAAGAACCAGUCGCCAAGUGCACCGUAUCCCAGGUGCUUGCCGCGCUAUCCGUGUCCCUCGGAUCGAUGGUCGUCGGAUUUUCGUCUGCCUACACCUCUCCCGCCCUGGUUUCCAUGCAGAAUCGCAACAUUACAGCGUUCGAGGUGACAAGUCAAUCGGGUUCUUGGGUUGGUGGUAUUAUGCCACUGGCCGGCUUGGCUGGCGGUAUUCUCGGUGGACCCAUGAUUGAGUACCUUGGCCGCAAAAACACUAUCCUGGCGACGGCGACACCCUUCAUCAUUUCGUGGCUACUGAUCGGAUGUGCUACGCACGUUUCCAUGGUGCUCGUAGGUCGCGCAAUGUCAGGACUGUGCGUUGGUAUUGCAUCGCUCUCGCUACCGGUGUAUCUCGGUGAAACGGUACAACCGGAAGUGCGCGGUACGUUGGGCCUGCUACCGACGGCGUUCGGUAACAUUGGCAUUCUGCUUUGCUUUGUGGCCGGUAACUAUCUAGACUGGUCGGGGUUGGCAUUCCUUGGGGCCGCCCUUCCCGUGCCAUUCCUACUGCUCAUGUUCCUGAUCCCGGAGACGCCCCGUUGGUAUGUGUCGCGCAAUCGCGAAGACCGUGCCCGGAAAGCGCUGCAGUGGUUGCGCGGUCGUAAAGCCGAUGUUGAGCCGGAGCUGAAGGGUAUCGCAAAGUCUCACCAGGAAGCGGAGCGACACGCAUCGAAGAGUGCCAUGCUUGAUCUGCUGAAGAAAUCCAACCUGAAGCCGCUGAUGAUCUCGCUCGGACUGAUGUUCUUCCAGCAGCUGUCCGGUAUCAAUGCCGUCAUCUUCUAUACCGUGACGAUCUUCAAGAGUGCCGGUUCGACGAUCGAUGAAAACAUUUGCACGAUCAUCGUCGGUUGCGUUAACUUUAUUGCGACUUUCAUCGCGACGGUGCUGAUCGAUCGGUUGGGUCGCAAGAUACUGCUGUACAUCUCAGACGUGGCCAUGAUCAUUACGCUGAUGACGCUCGGUACGUUCUUCUACAUGAAAAACAACGGUGACGAUGUGUCGAACAUUGGCUGGCUACCGUUGGCGGCGUUUGUCGUGUUUGUGCUCGGUUUCUCGCUCGGAUUCGGUCCGAUUCCAUGGUUAAUGAUGGGAGAGAUUCUGCCGGGCAAGAUUCGUGGUUCCGCUGCAUCCGUUGCGACCGCCUUCAACUGGAGCUGCACGUUUGUCGUGACGAAAACGUUCGCUGACAUUACCGAUGCCAUUGGUAAUCACGGUGCGUUCUGGAUGUUCGGUUCGGUGUGUAUCAUCGGUUUGCUGUUCGUCAUCCUGUACGUACCGGAGACGCAGGGCAAAUCACUCGAAGAUAUCGAGCGGAAAAUGAUGGGUCGCGUGCGGCGAAUGAGCUCGGUGGCCAACAUUAAGCCGCUGUCGUUCAACAUGUAAAAGGGAACAAGCAACAUUCGAAGCCAAAUUCGACCACCUGGCGCCAUCCGGGCCAUUAUUGCGAAGCAGUUCAAAUGGGAUGUGAUAUUCAAAGAAAGUGUCCAGACCAGCGGUGGUGCUCAGAUUGUUUUCUUCAAUGCGGCUACGGCCCUUUUAACCCCUCUCGUUCCCCUGCUCUCUGUCUACUCGACAAGAAAAGAUCGAUCAGAAGCAACUGAUCGGUUGACGGAAUUGGCAUAACGAUCGCGCUUGUUCAUAUUGUUCCUGCUAUCACAAGCUAUCCCCCCGGCACCCACUCACCGCACGAACGCGGUGCAGUAGUUAUCGUUUAAUGGUAUCACUCAGUGAUUAGUAUAGUGAAGAUUUAAUACAUGAUAGACAUUCUGCAGGAUGAUGCUGGAUAUUAUUUAAAAACAGAAAAACAGUGCAGCGAAGAGAAGAGAGCAGCUUCCAAAGGAUAGAGCAAAAAGAAAAAAAAACAUAUUUUCUUCGGGCGUCAGUGUUGCCACGGUAUCCGGCAUCGGCAUCUUAUCAUAGAUAAUGAGCAAGUGACGGCAAAGUUUUAACCUAGAUUAGGAAGGCGGUACAUUAAGGAUGCGUCUGUGUUUUUGGUGGUUUCUCAGAGGAAAAAGCGAGCUGCUAGUGGCACUGAGAACACAACAGGGUUCAGUAGAAGGACAACACAGGGCGACAUUUUUUUUUAAAUAUCCUUAUGAAAGUGUUUUAGUGGCCUACAUUAGAUUCUCUGCCUGUCUGCAUGUCUAGAGGGGCACUCCUAUAGUGGUUGUAAAUAGUAUACGAACGGAGUCAGGAUAUAUUCAAAACACUGAAAAGUGAAAUUGCACAAUGCACAAACCAUCCCGACUUCUGCUUGCUUGUGACUGAGAACUGUAUCGCUCUCUGGUGGUGUCACAAACAAUGUUUGUAAAAUUCAGACAUGUUCUGGUGCAGUCGGAAAUUAUGAGAUUGUUUUCAAGUGGAAUAAAAUAUAGAAAAAAGAUGGAAAACCAUGUAAA
Anopheles aquasalis is the source of this 5278-nucleotide messenger RNA. RefSeq names its product Trehalose transporter 1-1 (gene Tret1-1). Gene Ontology annotation, biological process: transmembrane transport; carbohydrate transport. Gene Ontology annotation, cellular component: membrane. The record is from RefSeq and is a predicted model, not a curated record. NCBI's taxonomy places the organism in Eukaryota, Metazoa, Arthropoda, Insecta, Diptera, Culicidae. Gene Ontology annotation, molecular function: sugar transmembrane transporter activity.